Cherax quadricarinatus is the source of this 3667-nucleotide messenger RNA. RefSeq lists its product as uncharacterized. The record is from RefSeq and is a predicted model, not a curated record. Lineage: Eukaryota; Metazoa; Arthropoda; Malacostraca; Decapoda; Parastacidae.
GCCAUUUGUAGUGAGGGUUGGUUACUGUGCAGUACUCUUCUGUACUCACUCUCACACCAGGGCCUGAUAUGAUACAGAGCGGGAAUUGCCAUUUUCAGGAAGGAUGGAAUAUGAGCUAGAUGCAAAAACUGAGAGUGAUGACUCUCGUGUUUCGGCUCCAGGAAUUUCACAUAACACGAUUAUUUCCAGGAGGGCCAACAAUUAUACAUUCAGAACCAUCACAGACCACCUAAAUGGCAAUUUAACAUUGAGGUAUCAAAGAAAAUGUUUCAAUAAAGUAAUGUUUGGUAAAUCUAACACCAUUGUUUGCAGCACAUCUGCAGAUCUGACUCAGUCACUUAAAUCUUUCAAAUGUGCUGUAGUUGGAUCAAAGUCUGAAAAAGGUGGCACUGCAGAUAUGAAAGAAUUUUUUUUAGAAAUGGACAAAGAAGCAAGUACCAAACAUGAAAGCUGUAUAUCGUAUUUUGAAGAAUGUAAAAUGCAGACAACAGCUGUUGAAUCAGAGCAAAAUUUUUCACAAAAAGUUGCCAAGUGUAAUAAGAAAUGUGAGAUAUUGUCACCUAAGAAGAGUAGCAGCAAACCAAAGGUGCUCUAUUCACAAAAAAUGUCAAAAUUACCCUCUGAUUUCAAUAGUGAAGAUCAAUUUUCACAUUUCUUUGUGGGUUUAGAUGAUAUUGAAGAUGCAAGGUUAUCUGAUUUUAAAAUUCCACCAAAUAAAAACAAAAAUCAGCCAGAGGAUACAAAUAAAAAUAUUGAAAGGAAUCAAACAUUCUCUAGUUCUUCAGGGGUAAAUGGUGUUACAUCAGCAGCUUCGCCCAUUCAAGUAGCAGAGUCGUGUAUGGCUCGAUACAAGGGGUCACGUAUCAAGUUUCCUGGAGUAAAGGCUGGACCAGCUCCCAAGUGUGUCAAACUAAAGAGAAUUAUGUAUUUGCAGAGUGGUUUCACUUCCAAACACAUUUUCAUGCCACCGACACACAAACUGCAUAACUCUCCGUGCAGUUUACAUGGAGAUAAAACUAGUUUUUAUUGGAAAUGGAAUUUGGGGAUGAAGCAGUGUGUAAUCUGGCCUCAGCUUGGAGGAUGUGUAUUCAAACGAAAUGUUUUAAAGCGAAAGCUUGACAAAACAAAACAGUGGAAAACCAAUUUGAGAGAGAUGCUACCAAUAAUAAAAGGUAUUUUGUCAACAAAGAUGGUUCAAUGUAAAAAGAGUGAUCAAGAUAUCCAGUUUGAUAGAAACCCUGCCAUUAGUAAAAGAAAAAUAUAUGAUUUUAGAUUACCAAAUGAAAAUGGAAAGAUGUGUGUUAGUAACAAGGAAAUAAUAGUGGAUAAUGAUAAGAUAGGGAAAGUUAACCAUAUUAACCACUAUACCAGGAGUGCAUCAAGUACAAAUAAAAAUAAAUAUCAUCUGGAGAGGCAGUUAAUAGGUAGAAGUUCAAGAAAACCUAUUGACUGUAGAACAGCAAAGUGGUCAAGGAAUAUUAGAAAAGAAAAGCAUAAACAAAUUGAAACAGUUAAAAGAAAUACAGUCAAAGAAAUGUCUGUAUCAGCAAGGAAAAGAACAAGUAAUGUGAUUACCAGAAAAAGAACAGUUAAUGGAGGGAAUUUACAGUGCAAGUUUCAGAAUAAACAUGCAAGAUUUGGAAAUGAGGUUGUAUACAGUGGAAAGACUGGAACCUCAUUGAAGCACAUAAUAGGAAUUCCAGAGGGCAAGGAAAGAUCAGUAAACAAGAAAUUUUUGCAUGAAGCUGUGCAGGCUAGGAGACAGAAACUCUUGAAAGAUUGCUAUAAUACAUUAAUUGAAUCUUCAAGUCAGUCACAAAGGCACAUUGCAGAACUGCUUGAACAGGAAAUUGAGAGUAAUGAAUGUGAUUCCCAUUUGAGAACUCACUUUGAUGAACUUGGAGCCGAAGGUACCAGGAGCAUUAGCAGCCAUGAGAAAGGAAUUGAGGAACUUGGUAUUACACUGACUACCCAUAAUUCACCAAGUUUUAGUGUUGCUAGUAACUCAACUGUUAAGAAAUUUUCAGUCAGCAGUAUACUUUCAGGUACCAUGAUGAAUGAAUCCAGUACUGUUAUUAAUGAAAGUUAUAAAAAAGUUGAUCAGGCUAUCAUUGACUAUUGUCCACACCGUUCUACAUCAUCUUAUAAAAUUAGACAUGGAUGGAAGAGAAAGCUUCAUUCACUAGUAGCAUGUGAUGCUUCAGAAACUAAAAAGACAAAAGUAUGUCAGGACAGUGUAAGUGGAUUGUUAGAAGAACAAGUUGGUUGUGAGGCAUUCUUACAGCCUACAUUAAAAACUGGAAGUGUUAAUUGUUCUGAAGCUUCAUUGAACAAGGAAAAGAGUACACAUUCAAAAAGGUAUAGAAAUGGUCAUAAGAAACAGUCUGACAUUCCAACAGAUAAUAAAGGCACAGAAGAAUGCACAUUUGCUAGUAAUUUUGGUCAUGAUACUGUCAAUCGUAUAUGCACUGAAAAAUCUGUAGAUGAAGUAACUGUGCAGAACAGUGAUCCACAGGUGUGUGAUAUUAGCCAAACUAUAAAUCAGAUGACUGGCAAAGUUCAUAAAACCACUGAGAAUACAGAUUUGAAAGGGCAUUUGGUUAAAAUGGAUUUGGGUACAUGUACAACUAGCAGUGGGUCUGACUUCACUAUGGAUAUUCUAAAAAAUAAGCACUUCAAGAUCACAGACUUGCUGAGUGUAAAAAAUGUGAAUGUAUUACAAAGUGCAGAGAAAGAAGAUGAAGUUACAAGUCAUGAAAGUGAUGCAGUAUUUCCUGGUGGUGGUGGGUCUGAUGGUUUCCCUAGCACAUCUUGUGGAGAAUCUGUGCUCAUUCCUCCAAUGAAAAUGCCAGAGUCAAACACUGAAAAUUUUGAUGAAAGUGAGGUGGAAACUAUGGUAUCCAAGAGCUUGUCUGACUCAGAUAAUGGAGAUGUGCUCUCUAUAUAUGCUAGCAGCUUGGAUGGAAUGGACAGUGAUGUGGAAUUUGAAUGCCAGCAUAAUUCAGAGUAUCAAAAAUUACAGACAACAGAAUCUGACAUUAGUCAAGAAAGUACAGUAGAAAUGUGGAAUGAUAAUGUGUAUAAUACAUCUAAGGAUAAAUUCUGUGUAGAUGAUUUAACCAUUAAUGAAUGUGAUACCUCAGCUAUCUCAGGUUCCAGUAAAAACAGAUGGCAUUUGACUACCAGUCAUAAUUGCAAUAAGAAAUUUAGAGCCAAUUGCAGGUUGGAAGAUGAAGCCCCAAAUACUAGAGACCAAAUUUCCAGCUCUGAUAAAAUAAUAGGAAUACCAGAACCUGUAAAGCAAGAUUUCUUGACUAGUGUUGGACAGUGUUCUGAAGAGUGCAAUUUGCCUGAAAAUAAUAACCAGCCAGUAGCUGAGAAUUAUUCAAGAAAUUCUCUAAGUCCUGUAACAAGUCAAACAAGCAAUAAGCCAAAAAAAAUAAUUACACUGAAGAAAAAAUUGGAAGAUUCUUCCUUUUUUUCAGAGAGAGUACAUAAUACUUUUAAAUUUAGACGUGUAGGAAGAAAAGGAAAAACUUGUAAUAGCAAAAAUUAUAGGAAAAAUAUUCUUGGAUACUCGCCUACCACUCGGGGAUUAACCUCUGCAGGGCCAUUUCAUAUCAUGUUGGAUAAUAUAAUCAGCAGAUUUACCUACAAGCAAGAAUAG